This is a messenger RNA of Belonocnema kinseyi, 3003 nucleotides long. Its product is annotated as targeting protein for Xklp2-A-like. Lineage: Eukaryota; Metazoa; Arthropoda; Insecta; Hymenoptera; Cynipidae. The transcript has 4 exons. Bases 238 to 2748 code for a protein of 836 amino acids. The record is from RefSeq and is a predicted model, not a curated record.
UUGAAGCUGGAUGGCCGUUGACAAUGAGAAACUUGAAGACUCUCGAAGGUAUCACUCGACGUGUUAUUUUUCCUUCCAAUUUAAUUCUCGUGUUAUAUUUAAUAAAAUCAGUCUGACUUUUAUAAAUCGGAGAUUGGACAAACUGAUGUGCAUGUGGUGUUUUUUCAUGAAAAUGUUAUAAAUCUCGGAUACAUCAAGUUAAUUUAAUUCAAGACAAAUUGGUUUUAUUUACAAAAGAUGAGCGGCAAACGAUCAUUGAUGGAUGCUCUUGACGCUCCUCAAUGGACGGAUUUUACUUCCAGUCCUCAGGUGUCGGAUGAUUUCUUCAAUCGACUGCACCUGGAGCAUGAGCUAGAAUAUCAUCAAAAGUUGCAAAAAUAUUCAGAAAUACAGUUUUCAUCAAUGACAAGUGAGAGCGAUUUUGAAGACGUGUUAGACAAAGUUCAAAUAACCCCCGUGAAAGUGUUAUCGCCCAGAUCAAAAAAUAAUAAAGAAGAAAAACUGGAAACAACCGUCGGCGAUCUUCUUUACGAAGCAAUGAGCAAUCUCGAACUUUCUUCAAAAAAAGGCCGUUUGAAUAAAAGUACAGCCAAUUCUUCGGACAAUUUUAAGACACCAAAAAUGCCUCCCAAAAGAAUCACAAGAUCGAUGAGCGCAAAGAAGAAUUGCGAUGAUUCUUUAUCACGCGUUGCCUCUAAAUUAAAUAUGAAUGAUACUGGACCUAAAACACCAGAGAAAACGGACAAUCAGAACCUAAAAAACGAUUCUAAAGAAACUGAAGACUCCAAAGAAAAGAAAGCGCCUUCAAGAAUCGCCACUUCCUUCUCAGGUGAUAAAUUUCCAUAUUCUACCGAUACAGAGAAUAAAGAAAACGAUCAAGGGAAUAAUACUUGUCUCUUUAAAUCUUCUGAAACACAUGCUAUUGAAAAAGUGACUUUGAAGACUCAGAACCACAACGAGGUUGAUUCAGGAAUCGAAGUCUUGAAGGAAAAGAAGGUGCGUUCAAGAAUCGUUACUUCUUUCUCGAAUCCAGCUGGAAAUCGCUCGACCAGUCGAGAAAAGACGGACCAGAAAAAGCAAGCAACAAGUAUUACUGCUAAAUCUUUAGAAACAAAAACUUGUCCCAAGCAGUCCUUGAAAUCACAAAAGGUUGGCGAGACCGGUGCAGAUGCAUCCACACAAAAGCAAAAGAAACCUCUCUCUUCCAGAAUCGUGACAUCAUUCGGUUCUACCAAAUCCAUCGGAUCAACCAAGUCUGAUAUCACAGCUAUCAAGCCACGACCUCAUUUAUUAAGUUCCCAGCUUCGCCGACACAGUUUAUCCAAACAAAAACGGAACGAGCCCUACAUCAGUUUGGCGGAAGCCGUUUCGAAAUUUCAGAAGGGAACGCCAAAACGAUUCCGCUCUGUUUCCACGAAAGGACUCAAGCCCGGUCCUGUGGCGGCACUGAAACAAGUCACUCUCAAAAUCACUCGUCCAAUUUCUCCCGCGCUAACCUCCAAAACGAGAGUCAGGCCAGUCAAGGCGCUCAGUCACGAAGAAAGAGAGAAAUUGGAAAUAGAAAAGGGCAGAAGCAGAAUUAUUAAAGCGAAUCCGGUGCCGAAAUCUAGCCUGAAAAAAGUUGAACCGACAAAGAAAGUGGAGAAAAAGCCGUUCACUGUGCCGGAACCGUUUCAGUUCAAUUACAGAAAAAUCCGACAGUUUUCUUCGUCGGAAUCUUUGGCUUCGAAACAGCCGCGGAACUGUAACACAAAUUCAAAUCUCUACGAGGCCUUGAAUCUCCGUGAACCGGUACAGAAGAAAGUGGUGCAUGCUAUCGUCUCGAGUGAGGAUGAAAAUUUAGCAGUCAAGGAAGAAGAAUUGGGACAUUUCGGAAUUCCGACGGAGCCUUGCGGCAAACCGAAGAAAUUCACGCGAACUUUGCCAUUCAGUUUUGAAACGCGGAACAAGGAAUUCCAGGACAAGAAAGAGCGGAAAUUGAAACAGAUUCAGUCGGAAGAGCUGAAGAUGAAGAAAAUGAAGGAUUUUCAUGCGAAACCAGCUCCCACGAGCCUCGUUUCCAGAGAACCGGGACCCAUUAAAGGUAGAAUGACUCCAAAAGCUAAGGAAUCAACGACAGCUAAAAAGACGACUCUUUGUCCAUUCAGCUUUGAAGAGAGGAACAAGCUUCUUCUAAAAAAGAAGGAGAAUCUGAUCAAGGAAACCCUGGAGAAGGACAAAAAGGCCCGGGAAUUCCACGCGAAUCCGGUGCCGGAAUUUCGGCCCGUUUUUGUACGCGGCCGUUCCAGGGAGAAUAUAAAAAUCGAGGAAAAGACUCCAGAGAAACAGAAAAUCAUUAAAUCCUUGCAAGCAAAAACGCAUCCGACUCAUCUUCCUAAGAAGGAAAUUGGCAAUCAGGAGAAUACUCAGUCGAAGAGUGUGAAAUUUCUGCGUGCUCAUAAAUCGGAAACGAAUCUGGAUGAUGCGCAAUUGAAUUUGAAGGGUAAAGGAAGUUCGCUGUCGGAAUUAAACACGGACAAGAGAGCGAGAGAGCGAAAGGAUUUUCAGGAUAAAUUGAGGCGAAAAGAAAUGGCGGAGGAGGAACUUCGGAGGAGGGAAGAGGAGGAACGGCUGACUAGGGAAAAAGCGGAAACGGCUGAAUUGCGGCGGAUGGCGGAAGUAAAAGCGAGGCCGAUGCCACAGUAUAAACCUGUUUCUAUUAUUAAGUCCAGUAAGCCCUUGACCGACCCACAUAGUCCUGAUUGGUAAUCUCACAUUCAGCAGGAUGGCGAUUUGACCGGGAAUUUAUUUAAGAAGCCGGGAAUUUACUUCUGACGGCAGUAAAAUUUUAGUUUUUAUUAUUUAAAUAAUUUUGAUAAUUGAAAAAAUAUCUCUUCCAGGUCUGAAUUAUAUUUAUUUAUAUAUAAAGAAGAAAUAUUUCUGAAUUAUAAUGGAAAAUUUUGUUGUAUUGUUUUUUGCGAGUUCAUCCUUUCUUAGUUAAAAAUUCAGCUUCUUGGUUAAAAU